Trichoderma harzianum CBS 226.95 is the source of this 168-nucleotide messenger RNA. RefSeq lists its product as hypothetical. The annotation marks the transcript as partial. Gene Ontology annotation, molecular function: protein binding. The transcript has a single exon. Gene Ontology annotation, cellular component: nucleus; cytoplasm. The record is from RefSeq and is a predicted model, not a curated record. NCBI's taxonomy places the organism in Eukaryota, Fungi, Ascomycota, Sordariomycetes, Hypocreales, Hypocreaceae.
AACAUAAAGGAUCACGAUGGCCGAACACCGCUCUCACGGGCUGCAGAGAAAGGGCAUAGGGCAGCUGUGUCCUUGUUGAUUGAAAGGGAUGCCGAUGUUAAUCUCGCGGAUCGCGAUGGCCGGACACCGCUCUGGGUGGCUGUAGAAAAUGGGCACGAGGAGGUUGUG